AUGAACCGCGGCUCUAUCGGAAAAGAUGAUGUCGAGAUUGUCGAUCAAGACUCUCAUAUCGAGAAUAUUCCCAAGCCUUCUCUGGUCACUCAGGUUGGAGACUUUCGUGUUGUCGGUUUGACUCCCGACGAUGCAGAUUUCUAUAAUAACUACCCGGAGGAGAAACGAAAAAAGGUCUUCCACAAGGUCGAUAAGCGAUUAAUCCCCAUGCUCGCAUUGCUGUAUCUGAUUUGCCACAUCGAUCGGGCCAAUAUCGGCAAUGCUAAAAUCGAAGGCAUGGUCCAAGAUCUCAAGAUGACUGGGUUACAGUAUAAUACUGUUCUUUCUAUAUUCUUCAUUCCCUACGUCCUAUUCGAAGUUCCCAGUAACAUCGUUCUCAAAAAGUUCAAGCGACCUUCAGUGUACCUUGGCCUUCUUGUCUUGACCUGGGGUAUUGUCAUGACAUGCACAGGUCUGGUUAAAAACUUUGCUGGUCUUAUGACCACUCGAGUCCUACUUGGUGUUUUUGAGGCCGGAUUCUUCCCUGGUGCUAUUUACCUUUGCUCCUACUGGUACAUGCCUAGGGAAUUGGCACUUCGUAUCUCAUACUUCUACUGUGCCAGUGCGCUCUCCGGCGCGUUCUCCGGCCUGCUCGCUGCCGCUAUUGCCAAGAUGGAUGGUACUGCUGGGCUUGAAGGCUGGCGGUGGAUCUUCAUCCUGGAAGGCAUUGCUAGUGUAGUACUAGGUGUUGCCUGUUUCUUCCUCCUCAUCGAUACCCCGGCUUUAUCCAAGCGCUGGUUAUCUCCGGACGAAAUUCGCUACCUGGAGCUUUCAAUGUUCAUCAAGCAAGGAGGAACUAGUACCGGAGAGACGGGCUUCAAGUGGAGGGACCUCAAGAUUGUCCUGAUGAACUGGAGGAUCUACGUGCAAGGCUACCUUUUGUUUUGCCAGUCGGCUUUGUCUUACGGUACCAAGUUCACCCUCCCGACUAUCACCAAAGCCAUGGGCUUCAGCUCGACGAAUGCCCAGCUCACCUCUGCCCCUCCAUACAUUGCCGGCGCGAUAUCUGCUAUCGUGUUUGCACGGUUCUCCGAUCGCUUCUAUUGGCGAAUGCCAUUUGUCUGCAUCCCCAUGGUAAUUGUUGUGGUAGCUUAUUCUAUUAUUAUGUCCCUAAAUGGAGAGCUUGAAGCAAAGAAAGGAGUCGCCUACUUUGCAGUUGUCUUGUCUGUCAUAGGUAUUUACCCCAUCCAGCCGGGAGCUGCAUCCUGGAAUGCAAACAACAUUGCCCCAGCGUCCCGACGGGCUAUGGGCAUCGCACUGGUCAACUGUGUCGGCAAUGUCGGUGGCAUAUUGGGCAGUUUCAUGUAUAUCGAGAAAGAGAGCCCGAAGUACACAACUGGAUUUGGCCUCAGUUUGGCACUCGGUGGGGUUGGAUUCUUUGUUGCUUUGUUCCUCGAAUGGACAUACAAGAUGGGCAAUGCAAAGAAGGAAAGGCUUGCAGACGAUGCCAGAGUCAACUACACUGAGGAUCAGUUGUUUGAUAUGGGAGACAAGUCGCCGCUGUUCAAAAACUCACUUGAAGAUACCAUUCAGAAGCACAUCCCUCCAACCACCGCCAUCAUGACCAAAGAUGCGUCAACAACCUCAUCUGAGUCUCAGACAAAUGAAGCUGCCCCCGAAAGCCCUUACUAUGGGAUGCAUGGUCAUUACUGGAAGUCAAACAGGGAUGUGCCUCCCACCAAAUGGCUUCCGGUGAACAAAAAGCUCUGCGCUUGUGAUGACCAUCAGGCAAGUCAAUGGCCGAUGGAACACGCAGUCAUCACGAUUCCUCCCUGCGCUUACAAGUGUCCCUAUUGCCCAAAGUUCGAUGACCUCGAGACUACCGUCCCUCAGGUGGUGAAGCUUCGUGCUCAUAUCAAACGUGACCAUCUGAAGAGAAAACCGCAUGAGUUCCUUGGGCUCACUGUCACCCCGGGUAGAGUGACGAAAGCCCGCGCGCCUAAGCCAUGA
Molecule: messenger RNA, 1989 nt
Organism: Penicillium samsonianum
Lineage: Eukaryota; Fungi; Ascomycota; Eurotiomycetes; Eurotiales; Aspergillaceae
Exons: 10
Coding region: 1-1989 (662 amino acids)
Biological process (GO): transmembrane transport
Cellular component (GO): membrane
Molecular function (GO): transmembrane transporter activity
Source: RefSeq, a predicted model, not a curated record